Penicillium canariense is the source of this 1776-nucleotide messenger RNA. RefSeq names its product beta strand repeat-containing protein. Lineage: Eukaryota; Fungi; Ascomycota; Eurotiomycetes; Eurotiales; Aspergillaceae. Gene Ontology annotation, biological process: negative regulation of cell adhesion; positive regulation of axonogenesis; regulation of GTPase activity. The transcript has a single exon. The record is from RefSeq and is a predicted model, not a curated record. Gene Ontology annotation, molecular function: semaphorin receptor activity. Bases 1 to 1776 code for a protein of 591 amino acids. Gene Ontology annotation, cellular component: semaphorin receptor complex.
AUGCCCGUACCUACUAUCACUCAAAUCAUUCCUACAAUUGGCCCUACUGCUGGCGGGAAUACAGUGUCCAUCAGCGGUUCUGGUUUCAUGAAUAUCACGGCUGUGACUUUCGGCCCUACUGUCGCUACCUCAUUCACUGUGGUCUCCAGCACAGCAAUAAACGCUGUUGUCCCGCCCGGUCCUGCCGCUGGCGGUGCUGUCUCUGUCCUCGUCACCGGACUCGGCGGCACUAGUGCCGCAGGCACUACAUAUACCUACAUGGUCACUCCUAUCGUCAGCAAUGUGAGUCCAAGUAGUGGCCCUGCUGCUGGCGGGAAUACAGUGUCCAUCAGCGGUUCUGGUUUCAUGAAUAUCACGGCUGUGACUUUCGGCCCUACUGUCGCUACCUCAUUCACUGUGGUCUCCAGCACAGCAAUAAACGCUGUUGUCCCGCCCGGUCCUGCCGCUGGCGGCGCUGUCUCUGUCCUCGUCACCGGACUCGGCGGCACUAGUGCCGCAGGCACUACAUAUACCUACAUGGUCACUCCUAUCGUCAGCAAUGUGAGUCCAAGCAGUGGCCCUGCUGCUGGCGGGAAUACAGUGUCCAUCAGCGGUUCUGGUUUCACGAAUACCACGGCUGUGACUUUCGGCCCUACUGUCGCUACCUCAUUCACUGUGGUCUCCAGCACAACAAUAAACGCUGUUGUCCCGCCCGGUCCUGCCGCUGGCGGCGCUGUCUCUGUCCUCGUCACCGGAAGCGGCGGCACUAGUGCCGCGAGCACCACCUAUACCUAUACAGCCACUCAAAUUCCUACCAUCACGGGGCUUAUCCCCCCAUCUGGGCCAGUAUCGGGUGGGAAUACUGUUACAAUCAUGGGCUCGAACUUCAACACCCCUAGUGCAGUUACAUUUGCCGGACAUGCAGCCAGUUCGUUUACUGUCCUAUCACCUAGUGAAGUAAAAGCUGUUGCUCCACUAGGUACUUCUGGGAUAGCUCCUGUAGUUAUCACAGCGCCUGUUGGUGCUAGCGCUGGUUUUAAUUACACUUAUAUUGCCUUACCUGCACCGACUACAGUGUUUCCUACCGCGGGUGUUAUAGCUGGCGGGGAAUUGGUCACUAUCACCGGUACUGGUCUGACAGGUACUAUGAACGUGGCUUUUGGAACCGUUAUUGCAACAGGCUUUACGGUUGUUAAUGACAAGGAACUCGAUGUUAUGGCACCAAUGCACCUCGUUGGCACGGUGCCAGUUUAUAUUACCUCCCCAGGAGGUACAGACAGCUCGCUUAGUUUCAGCUUCCAGCCGUCUCCAGUUAUUACUUCCAUCACUCCAACUUCUGGCCCCACUGCCGGGGGCACUACGGUGACCAUAACUGGGGCAGGCUUGAUCAAUACCCUCGAUGUGUUCUUUGGGACAACUGUAGCAACAGCCUUUACUAUCAACUCUGACAACACUAUCACUGCAACCUCCCCCGCUACAGCAGCAGGAGCUACUGCUGUGACAGUCAAUACCGCUUCUGCCACUAGCAAUGGCGCGGUAUUCCAAUAUAUUGCCGCACCAACUCUCACUAGCUUGUCGCCUACUGGUGGAGCUAUUGCCGGGGGUAGGAAUGUGACGCUGACUGGAACGGGUUUCACAACUACUAUAUAUGUGGUAUUUGGAGCAAACCCAGCUGUUUUCAGUGUGCUCAGUGAUACCCUGAUUACUGCAAUUGUUCCCUCGGGGACUGGAGCGGUUUCUGUAACUGUUGUGAACCCUGGAGGAACUAGUGGUGCUCAAAUAUACACUUACUCUUAA